GCGGUCAAGCGGCAGCGCGGGAUGGGAUGGAGCGCCGCGCUAGGUGAGAUAGCUGGAGAAAUUGUGUUGAAGGCUUGUUAAUAUGGUAAAGCCACCUAAGUAUGCAAGCAAGUUACAGAACAGCUUUCUUCUCGAAAGUGUAAACAGAAAGGACAUUUUCUACUCUCUUUCUUAAAUGGGGCCUGCAGCUUGUCAGCUUGUGCAUUUGGGAACAGAAACCAUUUGAACAGGGACGGAAGCUGGAGAGCAGGUUGUGAGCCAUGCCUUUGGUGAAAAGGAAUAUUGAACCACGGCAUCUCUGCCGAGGAGCUCUGCCAGAGGGAAUUACCAGUGAGCUGGAAUGUGUAACAAAUAGUACCCUUGCUGCUAUCAUACGCCAGCUAAGCAGCUUAAGCAAACAUGCUGAAGACAUAUUUGGUGAAUUGUUUAAUGAGGCCAACAGCUUCUACAUCAGAGCAAAUUCCCUUCAAGACAGAAUUGAUCGCCUUGCUGUCAAAGUUACCCAGCUGGAUUCAACAGUAGAAGAGGUAUCAUUACAAGAUAUCAACAUGAAAAAAGCAUUCAAGAGCUCCACAAUUCAAGAUCAGCAGGUAGUUUCAAAGAACAGCAUUCCUAACCCAGUGGCUGAUAUUUAUAAUCAGAGUGACAAACCACCACCUCUGAAUAUUCUUUCACCUUAUAGGGAUGAUAAGAAAGAUGGAUUGAAGUUCUAUACUGAUCCUUCCUAUUUCUUUGAUCUUUGGAAAGAAAAAAUGUUACAAGAUACUGAAGAUAAGAGAAAAGAAAAGAGAAGACAAAAGGAGCAAAAGCGUAUAGAUGGCACCACCCGUGAGGUGAAAAAGGUUAGAAAAGCCAGGAACAGACGCCAGGAGUGGAAUAUGAUGGCAUAUGACAAAGAGCUUAGACCUGACAACAGGUUGUCUCAAAGUGUGUACCACGGAGCGUCUUCCGAGGGAUCACUGUCCCCAGAUACUAGGUCUCAUGCAUCUGAUGUUACAGACUAUUCUUAUCCUGCUACUCCGAAUCAUUCCCUCCAUCAGCAGAUAGCAAUGCCUUCAUAUGGAACAGGAGAUGGUCCACAGUACAUGGCAGCAUCCCAAAGCCAUGAGCAUGAAUACAGACCACCUUCCACCACUGUACGACAUGCUACUCUAAACAGACCUCAGCAACCACCUCCACCUCCACCCCAGCCUGCAGAUGGCCAACAUAGCUCAGUACCUGUGGUACCAGCAGAAUAUGGGAUGCUUCCAGCUCAGAUGGUGGAUUAUUACAAUCCUGCAGGUCCUCCCCCUCCUCCUCCUCCCCCUAUGAUUCCUUCAGCACAAACUGCAUUUGUUAGUCCCCUUCAGCUUCCCGUGCCACCUUCCCAUUCUGGACUGGUGACGGGCUCAACAUACGCAGCUACACAUCCUCCUCCUUCUAGUGGGCUUGUUGUCACUGCUCCUCCUCCUCCCGGCCCACCUCCUCCCCCUCCAGGCCCUCCUGCUGCAGGUUCAUCCCUCUCUUCCUCCCCAAUGCAUGCUCCCCCAGCUACAGAGGCAAAACGCCACGAACCCGCGCAGCCGCCAAUAAGCGACGCACGGAGCGAUCUUCUUGCUGCCAUUCGGAUGGGAAUCCAGCUGAAGAAGGUGCAGGAGCAACGUGAGCAAGAAGCGAAGCGGGAACCCGUUGGAAACGAUGUGGCAACCAUCCUCUCAAGACGCAUUGCGGUGGAAUACAGCGACUCCGACGACGAUUCGGAGUUUGAUGAGAACGACUGGUCGGAUUGAGGCCGGAGCCAGCUCGGUGCCAAGCCAGGGCUUGGCUCCAGCGGUUACUUUCUUAGCACGCUGUAAAGCAGGGCGUUGACACGCAUUACGGCUAGCGAUCAAAGUGCUAAAAUUGAAUUGGUGUUAUUCAGAAUGCCGUAGCUUAGCAACUCUGGUAACAAUGAUGUGACGAUGCUUCAUGCAGCACAGAAACUUGUCUUACUUUCAGUAUUUACUGCAUAAUACUCAAGUGCCACUAAAUGUAGCAAAUCACGUGCUGCGUGCAAAAUAUGCUGCAGUUGUUGCACUGUUACAGAACCAGCAUUUUAAGUUUAUUUUCCUGAUCUGGAAGGGGUCAAGAAAAAAAUAAUAUGGUUGUUUAUUUGUUUGUUUUUAAUUGACUUUACAUCUUACUCUUUUAAUGAUGUAAGCAGCUUAGGUACUUGUGAAUUGGUCUGGUUGUUAGUCUUUGAGGGCAGACUGAAACGUUGAGUUCCCUAAAUAUGACUUCUAGGUUUUUUGAUUAGUUACUAAUUAUGUCCACCCUAGUCUAUUUAUAAUCACUUCUGGGCUUAGGUGUUUG
Dryobates pubescens (Downy woodpecker) is the source of this 2331-nucleotide messenger RNA. It is a transcript of the gene WASF3, whose product is annotated as WASP family member 3. Gene Ontology annotation, cellular component: SCAR complex; cytoskeleton. The record is from RefSeq and is a predicted model, not a curated record. Bases 261 to 1769 code for a protein of 502 amino acids. NCBI's taxonomy places the organism in Eukaryota, Metazoa, Chordata, Aves, Piciformes, Picidae. The transcript has 12 exons. Gene Ontology annotation, molecular function: Arp2/3 complex binding; protein kinase A regulatory subunit binding; actin binding. Gene Ontology annotation, biological process: actin cytoskeleton organization; positive regulation of Arp2/3 complex-mediated actin nucleation.